Equus quagga is the source of this 7490-nucleotide messenger RNA. It is a transcript of the gene ABLIM1, whose product is annotated as actin binding LIM protein 1. Gene Ontology annotation, molecular function: actin filament binding. The record is from RefSeq and is a predicted model, not a curated record. Gene Ontology annotation, biological process: cytoskeleton organization; lamellipodium assembly; cilium assembly. Gene Ontology annotation, cellular component: actin cytoskeleton; stress fiber. The coding region runs from base 257 to 2572 and encodes 771 amino acids. NCBI's taxonomy places the organism in Eukaryota, Metazoa, Chordata, Mammalia, Perissodactyla, Equidae. The transcript is spliced from 25 exons.
GCGGUUCGGGCCCAAGGGCAGAGCCCCCAAGCAGGGCGCGGCCACUGCUCGGCGCGAUCUCUGGGGCGGCACCGGAGCUCGGCCCUCCGAGAUGGGGGCGGGAUUUUAGAAAGAAGCCCCGGACUUGGCGAGUGGAUGCCGCCGGGGCUUGUCCUCGCAGCCUCUGCAGCCGCGGGUCUGUCUGCCCAGGCGCGCUCCCACUCCUAGACUUAAUUCCUGAUUCCUUCAGUGCUGCUCGCCAGAGGACCCGGUUGCCAUGGUGAAGGAGAAAGUGGCCCACCCGCAGGACCCUCACCACCCAUCCGAGAAGCCAGUCAUUCACUGCCAUAAAUGUGGGGAGCCGUGCAAAGGUGAAGUGCUUCGGGUCCAGACCAAACAUUUCCACAUCAAAUGUUUCACCUGCAAAGUGUGCGGCUGUGACCUGGCGCAAGGGGGCUUCUUCAUCAAGAACGGGGAGUAUCUGUGCACCCUGGACUACCAGAGGAUGUACGGGACACGCUGCCAUGGCUGUGGGGAAUUCGUGGAAGGAGAGGUGGUGACCGCCCUGGGCAAGACGUACCAUCCCAACUGCUUUGCUUGCACUAUCUGCAAGCGCCCGUUUCCACCUGGAGAUCGCGUCACAUUCAAUGGGAGAGACUGCCUCUGUCAACUCUGUGCGCAGCCAAUGUCAUCCAGCCCUCAAGAAGCCUCCUGCUCCAGCAAUUGUGCUGGCUGCGGAAGAGAUAUCAAGAACGGGCAGGCGCUGCUGGCGCUGGAAAAGCAGUGGCACUUGGGGUGCUUUAAAUGCAAGUCCUGCGGGAAGGUCCUCACCGGGGAGUACAUCAGCAAGGACGGCGCUCCGUAUUGUGAGAAGGACUACCAGGGGCUCUUUGGGGUGAGAUGUGAAGCCUGUCAUCAGUUUAUCACAGGGAAGGUGCUGGAGGCAGGUGACAAACAUUACCACCCCAGCUGUGCACGAUGCAGCAGAUGCAACCAGAUGUUCACAGAAGGAGAGGAAAUGUAUCUUCAAGGUUCCACCGUUUGGCAUCCCGACUGUAAGCAAUCUACUAAGACUGAGGAAAAGCUGCGGCCAAACGUUCGUCGUUCUUCAUCCGAUUUCUUUUAUCCCAAAAGUCUGAUUCGACGCACAGGACGGUCUCCGUCUCUGCAGCCCACCAGGACUUCCUCGGAAAGCAUUUAUUCUAGACCAGGCUCCAGUAUCCCUGGCUCGCCAGGUCACACUAUCUAUGCAAAAGUGGACAACGAAAUCCUGGAUUACAAGGAUUUAGCAGCCAUUCCCAAGGUCAAGGCAAUUUAUGAUAUUGAACGUCCAGAUCUUAUUACCUAUGAGCAUUUCUACUCUUCGGGCUAUGAUGACAAACAGGACAGACAGAGCCUGGGAGAGUCUCCAAGGACUUUGUCUCCUACUCCAUCAGCAGAAGGGUACCAGGACGUUCGGGAUCGGAUGAUCCACCGCUCCACCAGCCAGGGCUCCAUCAACUCCCCCGGGUACAGCCGCCACAGCUAUACCCCAACCACGUCUCGCUCUCCCCAGCAUUUUCACAGACCCGAGCUGCUGUCUCCUGGUGUGCAGAGGUUGUCCCACCUGCGCACCAGCAGCCUCAGCUCCACCCACAGCGACUCCCGCCCCAACUCCCCCUUUCGACACCACUUCAUUCCCCAUAUCAAAGGCAAUGAGCCGUGCAGCGGCCGGAACUCCCCUCUCCCUUACCGGCCAGACAGCCGCCCUCUAACUCCAACUUACGCUCAGGCCCCUAAACAUUUCCAUGUUCCAGAUCAAGGGAUCAACAUUUACCGAAAACCACCCAUCUACAAACAGCAUGAUGCAGCUGCCCUGGCAGCCCAGAGCAGGUCUUCAGAAGACAUCAUCAAGUUUUCCAAGUUUCCAGCAGCUCAGGCUCCAGACCCCAGCGAGACACCAAAGAUUGAGACGGACCACUGGCCUGGUCCCCCCUCACUUGCCGCCGUAGGAGCUGACAUGAGACGCAGAUCUAGUGGCAGAGAGGAAGAUGAUGAGGAACUUCUGAGACGCCGGCAGCUUCAAGAAGAGCAGUUAAUGAAGCUCAACUCAGGCCUGGGGCAGUUGAUAUUGAAAGAAGAGAUGGAGAAGGAGAGCCGGGAGAGGUCAUCCCUGUCAGCCAGUCGCUAUGAUUCUCCCAUCAACUCAGCGUCACGUGCUCUGUCAUCAAAAACCUCUUCUCUCCCAGGCUAUGGAAGAAAUGGGCUUCACCGGCCUGUUUCUACAGACUUUGCUCAGUACAACAGCUAUGGGGACGUCAGUGGCGGAGUGCGAGACUACCAGACCCUUCCAGAUGGCCACAUGCCUGCAAUGAGAAUGGACCGAGGAGUGUCUAUGCCCAACAUGUUGGAACCAAAGAUAUUUCCAUAUGAAAUGCUCAUGGUGACCAACAGAGGGCGCAACAAAAUCCUAAGAGACGUGGACAGAACCAGGCUGGAGCGUCACUUAGCCCCAGAAGUGUUUCGGGAAAUCUUUGGAAUGUCCAUACAGGAGUUUGACAAGUUACCUCUUUGGAGACGCAAUGACCUGAAGAAAAAAGCGAAACUCUUCUAAAUCCUACACGUAGACAGCAAUUAGCAAAAGGACUGACAAUGGCGGUGACACAUAGGAUGUUGUAUUAAGGCCCAAACUGGACUGGAGAAUUUGCAAACUACUAUCCCUCAGCAACAACAAAAAGGGAAAAUCUGAUUAAAACCUACAAAGCCAAAUAUUGAGCCGACCGACGGCAACACUUGCCAGGAAGCAAUGGGGUAGAAAUUUCUAUGUUCCCACACUUGACAGUCGUGUUCACAUGUGACCUUUUUACAUCACCACAUGUAUACAACAGGAGCUACUUCUUUUGUUUUCUUUUAACUGUUGUCCAACAAUUGUGCUGACUGUGUGGAUAAGUGCCAGCAAGUGCCCUUAGGAUGCCGCAUGGAAAAAAGCAGUUGUAAUAAUUCCAAAGUAUGAAUAUAUUUAUUAUGUAGCACUGUGGCUAAGAAGGAAGAGCCUGAGGGACAUAUCCAUGUGGUAGAGCCAUUUUGCACACACCUUUCCUCACUGGCCUCACGCAGCUCUGCCUGCACCCCAGCAGGAUGGAAAUCGGUCGGGGAACCCGGCAGAUCUGGUCGGGUGGGCUGAAUAGCAGACCGAGUAAUUUCUAACAAGCUCCUUGUUCUCUGCUCUUUGCUAGGACCUGGCUGGUAAAGGACUUAGCUAUUAUUUAAAAAGAAUUUUUUUUUUAAGAGAAAGAGAGGGAAAAGGAAUGAAAGGAAAACCUCCCUUAACUCUUUUUCUGCAUCAAAUAGUGUGCUUUCUUCUUCCUCCCCACCAAGGACAGGAGCUGUCUCGGGGGGACCCCUUUGCAAAGAAAGGAAAAAAAGCAUUUUCUCCAGAUUGGCCCAGCUGCAUGCUGGUUGAUGAUUUUAGCACAGGGGCCGUAGCACUCUAGGCAAAAAAAAAAAAAUAGUUCCGUGUCCUCCCACUGCAAGUUCUUGCCUCUGCUCUAUAUCUGGCAUCCUCUCAUUCAGAUCAAGCCCACGCGGAUUUUGGUUUUUUUAAGGUCUUUUCAGUGGUAGGCUAAGGAAAGGCAUGUUUUUCCAUUUUAAGUCCCUGCAACUCCAAGAUAGAUUGCCUCGAACUGAUUUAAUUUGGCCUUUUCAGCUUGCCUUCUGGCCUAGCACUGUGGACUUCAUGGUUUGUGUGUAUGGAUGAAUGUGUGUGUGUUUUAAUUCACCCAGGGUAGUUUCGUGAGUCUGCACGUGCUUUUUAAUUUUAUUUCUGCUUGAAUGCUCAUCCCACUGUGCUGCAGCUUCCAAGGGACAGUGGCACAGGUGUGCGUGACUCAAAGAUCAAGAGUGAGGCCAAACUGUAUCCCCGCCACUACAUUCUCCGUGGGAGGGCGUUGGUGCUUGGAAGCCAGCACACUCCAUCACUGACGUAACUCGGGCCCGCAUCAGACGGAAGAGCACAGGCCUAGGAUCAGGCUGUGUGUGGGAUCAGAGCAUCUCACCAGAGCCCUCAACUUGUCAACACAAGUUGAGUGUCUAGGAUUUCACCCGAACUUUCGUCUCAGACCACAUCGUGAUUCCUGAAAGCCAGUGGCUGUGACUCCAACGGGAUGUGAGUCAGAUGAGGGAGAGGAUCUGCAGCCCCACCCGCAGGAGGUCAGGUCACAUGUAUUCUGCUCUGGGGCUCUGCUAAGGAGUUUAAGCUCGGUUUUAAAGCCAAAGGAGAGAACAAUUCACCUGCCUAUGCCACUGAUGAUAAAAGCUCAGAAAUUCUUCCCGCUACCGGCACCAAGGAUGAGGAUUGGUUAGUAGCUGACACCAGGGGCAAAAGCAAGGAGAAUAGUUUCUGAACCUGUGCUGCAGACCCCAACCUCAUGACACACUCCAUCAGCUGGGUGUUGAAUUGAGCACUGUAAUUGCUUUAUGGUAUUCUCCUGCAGUCUUCCCAGAGGCAUCUGAAUUUGCCUGUCCUUUCAGUGCUAGGCACUGAAUGUUUGAGGACUGUUCUCACAAAUUCGUGUGUGUGUGUGUCUGUGUGUGUGUGUGUGUGUGUUGGACCUACUAACAUAUUUUGCAAACAGCUCUGAUGGGAUGGACCUGAGGAGACCAGCUCUUCCUUGCAGUGUUGUCCCUUCGUAUAUCAAUUGCCUCUUGCUUCAUCUGAGGUUUCCACUGUCCAUCUUCUCUCUGCCUCGGCACGAUGCCUGGGUGUCCUAGUGCUAGCUUUGUCUGGCAAAGUGUACGGGGUGGGGACUAUGGUGUAUUCCCAGUGCUUCCCUGCCACAAUCAAUGACAGGGAUGGUGCAGUAGGUCCCAGGGCUAGGCUGGGGAGAGAUUUUUUUCAUUGUGGGGAUAAUAAAGGACCCUCAAUGUUUUCAUCAGUUAAUGAGUUAUGAGCCAUGCACAUGCAGAUCAAAUGUCAGUAUAAGAAAAAUUGCAAUGAUAGUUAACUGAAUCCAAAAUCUGUUCCCACUAAUAAAACCCUACUUUUCUUGUAGCUUUUGAAUUCAGUUCUGCAUCCAACUUAGCGGGGAGAGAGGAGGUCCUUUCCAUAUCAAGUGUAUUAGCAAAUUUAAACAGCACAAUGCAAAAAUGUGUUGCCAGAAAACCUCAGUCACCUCCUGCCUGCCAGCAGAGCAGUGCUGUGCUCUGGGGAGAGGGCACUGGAAGUUGCAAUGCAGAAUGGGUUCCCCCAACUCCACUCCCCAGCAGAAGGUUCCCCCUAGAGGGAUGGGUUCUGGAGCUCUCUGUUUCUCCCAACUGCCAAGUCUCUGUGGGCUACCAUGCCCUAUCCAUUUUGCUAAACUGGGCUCAGCAUGCUUGUCCCCAAAAUGUCCGGGUCACUGCACAGGAGAUAGUGUUCUCUGCUUGAUCCCUGCCCUGCGCUACACGUAAGAAGUCCAGUUAUUAACAGUCAAAUGAACAGGGAUUGUUCACUCCAGGAAGGGAAUCAUGCACAUGGCAAGCUUCCCCAGUACAUACGUAAAGGGCUACAUUUUUGAGUGUUGGGCUUACUUGUGAUGCUUUAAGCACCGCUGAUGGCAGGAAGUAAAAGAGGCCUCUAUGGCAAUAUGAAAGUCAGUGCUUCCUUUAAAGUUUCUUCCAGAAAAGCCAGGAUGCCAUCUAGUCUUCCUGUGUGACUUAGGAUGAGACACAGAGCGCAUCUGGAAACUUGCAUAGCUGGCUAUGCAUCUACCUUGUGGUUUGGGUGAGUUAUGAAACAUUCUUGAUGUGAUUGCUUCAAUAGGUAAAGAUCAAUUGCCCGUUCUCUGAAACCUCAAACAGAAAAGCUAGAGUUAAUAGGUAAAAAGUUGCAAAAAAAAGUGGUUUUUAUCUGCCCUGUCUUCUAGGCUCUUCCUCCUUCUCCCAAUUCUGUUGUUUCCAAACUGAGUUUCCUCUUCUGAGGUGAGGCUGCAGCAACUCUUUUCAACUCUCCUCCCCUCAGUCUGGUUAUGUCAAUCAACUCCACUUGGAGAAGUCUUGCUGGAAAUGUUUAUAAAACUUUCUCCUAGUUUCUUUACACUUUAAAAGCAAACACCUUUUUCUAAAGAAUUGCUUCUCAGAUGAUUAUAUAAAAUGUAUACGCUUUUGCAAGUUUAAAAAAUUCAAAUUAACCACUUUUGACUAGGUAGGUCUUUCUAAAAACUCUUCAAAGCGGACUUGGUGUUAGUGUUCUCUCGUUCUCCUGCCUGUUGAAGGGGCAGGCGACCCUCCAGGCUCUGGGCUCACAGAGCCUCUUUCUGACUGUCUUGAAAGAUGGUGGAAGGAAAAUGAACUCUUCAUCACCAACUCUUCUGUGUCCUCUGAAGCCAGCUCAGUUCUUACCUUUCUGUAUUUCUGGUCACUGUUUAAUCUGUUUCCUAGGCCAGCCUUGAUUUUAUUUGAUUUGUCAAAUUAUUUUCUUUUACAAACCAAGUGUUUGUCAGUAUUCCCUAAAACUCACUCAUAGUGCUCUCUUCUGAAGAAUGUUCUGUUCAGAAAAAGAGAUUAUUUGGGGCUUGAGAUUUGCAAUGGCACCAUCUUAGAGUACAUUAAGGAAACUACGCAACUGUGUUGUAAUGAAAAGAAAGAGAAACUUUGACAUUUUAAGAAAAUUCCUAUCUUUCCAUUUGCUGCCCAGGAAGCAGUGGGGAGAUGGAGACUGACACGCUUUGCUUAUGGAUUUUUGUGUUUUUAUUUGGCCAUUUAAUGUAUGGUAAACUCAAAAAGAAAGGGGGAGGUGGUCAGUUUAAGCUGAAAGGAACUUUCCAAACAAUGUAUGUGUACACAGCAGAGUUGAACAAAUCCAACAUUUUUUGAUGCUUAGUAUAAUUGAGUGGCAAUUGUUACCAUUAAAUAAAAUUCUUCCCAAAAGUGUCUCUUGCCCAGAAUGAAGAUCCCUUGAGUCAUUUUCUGAGCCCAUUCUCCAAAGGCAGGAGACAAUAGCGUAUACGCUAACAUUCAGAGAGGCAGUGAGCCACUGCAUGAUUGUAUACGCGUUUGUUUCUCUACGGAAGAGAAAACGAAUGUCCGCAGAAUUGAUGUCCUUUGGGGGUUUGGUGUACACACCCGUCCAGUAAUAAAUGUGUGUGGUUUCUGUGAGUUGCUGACAAUCCUGCAUCGAAGCUCUCGCGGUUCUUUCAUUUUAUGUUGGGUUUAUGGCGUUUUCUAUUCAAGUGUCAGAAGGCACACGGUUCUUCCUGCCCCCCAACCCCCACCCUCCCCUUUCAGACUAUGAAAGCAAAUAUUUGGAAGAACCGCUGUUUAAAAGAUGUGUCGUGUCCCCGUGAAAGUGAGUGGGUGGGUCCGUCUGCACCCCGAGUACCGUGUGCUAGCACGCAGAGGCGGUGUGGCCCGCUGGCCCCAUGUCGCUGUGCUUUGUGAUUGCCACCUGCCCCGUGCUCCUGUUGCAGGCAGCACCUGCCCCCCGAUCCGCGCUGCGCUCUGCAUCGCUGUUGUACUCACAACUCUGUGAAUAAAGUGUGUGCUUUAUUCGUAAA